This is a messenger RNA of Musa acuminata AAA Group (dessert banana), 1667 nucleotides long. Its product is annotated as transcription termination factor MTERF6, chloroplastic/mitochondrial. Lineage: Eukaryota; Viridiplantae; Streptophyta; Magnoliopsida; Zingiberales; Musaceae. The coding region runs from base 29 to 1201 and encodes 390 amino acids. Gene Ontology annotation, biological process: regulation of DNA-templated transcription. The transcript has 2 exons. Gene Ontology annotation, molecular function: double-stranded DNA binding. The record is from RefSeq and is a predicted model, not a curated record.
CCCUCUCACAUCUCAUUCUUCUCCCACAAUGGCGGCUGCGACGCUCCGCUCUGUACUCCGCCGCAAUCGCCUCCUGACCUUGUUCGAAACCUGCCACCUUCGAGAUCGCCUCUUCUUCUCCUCCUCUGUCAACGCUGCCGCCGUCACCGUAGGCGGCACCAUAUCUCCAGAUCCCCACUUCAUGGUGGAAUACCUCGUGAAUUCCUGCGGGUUCUCCCCCUCCGAGGCAGCCAAGUUCUCUAAACCCCUUGCGCACCUCCGAUCCACCGAGAAACCCGACGCCGUUCUUAACUUCAUGAGAUCUCAGGGCUUCGAUGGCGCCGGUAUCAGGAAGGUGAUAUCUUGGAAACCCAAUUACCUAUGCUACAACGUGGAGAAGAACCUCGCCCCGAAGUUUCAGUUCUUACGCGAUUUGGGCCUAUCGGAGUCGGAUAUCGUCGAUGCCAUCCUGAAGAACCAUGGCAUCCUCCUCUUCAACGCUCAGCGUUCCAUCGUCCCCAGAUUGGAGAUGUGGGAAAGUCUCUUGGGAUCGAGAGAGCUCGUUCUCAAGCAUCUCAAGAAGACAAUGCGGUUUUUCCACUCCAGCGUUGAGAAGACAUUGCAUCCUAACCAAAAGUUCUUGAGGGAUGAGUGCGGCAUUCCUGAAGAAAGGCUCUCUGUCGUCUUGAGAAGUCACCCACAAUUAAUCUCACAUAAACCAGAGUCUCUCCGAGCUUUGGUUGCGAGAGCCGAUGAGCUGGGGAUGCCACGGCAAUCUCGGAUGUUCAUUUGGACACUUAAUAUUCUCCAGAGGGUAAGCAAAGAAAGGUUCGAGGCCAAGGGCGAGUUCAUGAGGAGGUUCGGGUGGUCGGAGUCGGAGUUUUCUUCUGCUGUCAGGAAAGCACCCAACUUCAUAGGCAUGUCCCUCGAUAUGUUGCGCAGAAAAGUGGAAUUUUUUAUCAAUGUGGUCGGUUGCACCCCUUCCUUCAUCGCCGACAAAUCAUAUCUCUUGCUAUUUAGUCUGCAGAAGAGGGUAAUUCCUCGGUUUCGUGUCACAGAGAUGUUGAAAUCGAAAGGAUUGUUGACUGGACAAGCCAAGUUUCCAUACAUUCUCGCAUUAUCAGAUACCAAAUUCUUGGAGAAGUUUGUUCUCCCUCACAAAGAAAAUGUUCCUGAGCUGCUCGAUAUUUUGAGAGUUGAGGGCGUGUGUAAAGGAAAAUGAUACCUUUCAUUUGGUAUCGGAGGCUGAGAAAGGCCUUAGCUGAUGGUUUAAUUUGCCAACGACGAAGGUAGAUUGUCCCCUAAUUUGAGAUUUUGGAAAUAGAAUGCAAAGGGCUUAUCAAAAGGUGUACUGAGUAUGCAGUGGCUUCGAUGGAGUUUUAAAGAGCAGUUGCAUUGGGUUGAUCAGGAGUCACCAGCAUUAGUACUAUCUUUGCUUCAAGGUUGUAUGGACUUAAGCAUCAGAACUUGGGUAUGCUAUCAUGAAAUGUCUUCAGCCUCAUUUGGAAUUGCAAAAGCUUUUCCUGCAUCAACAAAUUCUGACUUGCCUCCGGUGGCUUCAGCUCAUCCACCCUUUGUGAUUUGGUUAGCAGAUCUCUUCAUUCUUGGAGUCUGUGGUCUAUGUUUCCCUCGUCAUGAAUGGCUUGGCCCAAUGGAAAGUCAAUUUAGGCAGAAUUAUAAAUUCCCUA